Molecule: messenger RNA, 2495 nt
Organism: Amaranthus tricolor (Joseph's coat)
Lineage: Eukaryota; Viridiplantae; Streptophyta; Magnoliopsida; Caryophyllales; Amaranthaceae
Exons: 7
Coding region: 187-1143 (318 amino acids)
Source: RefSeq, a predicted model, not a curated record
CACUGGAUCCAACAACCGAGGCAAUUCCCAAAACCUGAAAAUGGCGGAAGUGAAAAAUAAAUCCAUUCUUAUUCUUUUCUGCAAAAUUUUGUAGCAGGACUACAAAUGUUGAAGUUUUGCUUGCGUUAUAGAAAUUACUUUUAUCAUAAAAAGCUUCAAUUUUUAUUUAGAAGGUAGCAAUAGAAAAUGCAGACUAUUCCCAGAUGGCGUACGUUAUUGAUUUCAAGAAAUUCAAUUGCUUUUUCAUCAACCCAAUUUGCUUAUUUGCAUUCUACUCCAAUUUGCAAUGAGAAGAUAAAACGGAAAUCUGACUUCAAGGGCGGGAAUCAGAACUCCAGAGAUGGUAAUCAGAGCUUCAAGGGAGCCCAACAAUCAUCUAAAAAUUAUGUCCGUUUUCUGACACGUCAAAAACGAGCUGAUACAAAGAAGGCACUUUGGAAUCUUGUUGAAAAUUAUGUGGUGUCUGGAACUCCUAUUCGGAAUGACGUACCGUUCUCAAAAGCUUCUGAUGCAAUUAGCCAAAAUGCUAAAAUUGUCAACAGUUCAAAGACUUCAACAAAGAAAGGAAGAUUUAAAAACGUCGUUUGUCCGAAGAGUCCUAAAAAGAAAGCCCAUGUUUUCAGAGACUCUUACUCAUCAACUCCUCCAAAGAAAAGAAAUGUUAAGAAAGACUCUGCUGAGAAGAUCCACAAACAUCGAAUGAAACGUAUGUACCAGAAAAGACAUGCAUCAAACGACGAUGAUGAACAUCCUGAAACUGUCUUUCAUGCAACUUUUGGAGAUAGAGCGUACACAUGGUCUUUUAAUUCAUGGACCGGCACUUCUCAACAAUCAACUACUAGAUUUGACUGGGGAGAAUUUUUUCACCGUACAAGUGAUCAUCAACAACGAUGGCAGGCGUCACAUGAAUCUGAUUCUGAAAGUGAGGUUUAUAGUGUAGGUUUACGCUCAGAGAGAGUGAUACUUGGUCUGCCGCAAAAUGGGGCUCUAAAACUGAAAGAUGUGAAAAAUGCUUUUCACUUGUCGGCACUGAAGUGGCAUCCUGAUAAACAUCAAGGCCCAUCACAGGCUGCUGCAGAAGAAAAGUUUAAACUGUGCGUGAGUGCAUAUAAUUCACUGUGUAGUGCGCUGUCGGGAAACUGAGCUGUUCUGUUUAGACUUCAAUGGCAACAUACAGCUUUCCUAGUAUUUAUAUUAUCCAUAACUUAAUUCGGGAAACCAGCUCCGAUGUAGACGUGUACAAUAUAUAAUAAGCUCCCGAGUUUCAUGAUUUUGCAUAACCGUCAUGCCCACAGGAUGCUGCAUUCCAAUCUGCAACAAGCACAACUGAUGGCGGACUUUGCAUCGUCAAUUUAGAUCGUUCUUGGUGCCGUAUGGACUAAGAAAUCCACUUUAAAGCCCCCCACAACAAAUAUGUAUCAAUUUGUUUUAGCUCUUUAGUCCGGCCCUGUUUACAAUAUCUGUUAAUUUCUCUGAAUUCUCAUACUCAUGCUAUCUUUUCUGUAUUUUUUGCGAAAGAUGGAGACAGGGAGAAAUUGAUUACACAAAUGAUAAUAGAUGACCAUUGCUACUUCAUUCUUCACAUGUAUAUAUAUCUUCAAACAAAAAAGAAUCUGGAUACAAGUCCAUAACCAAAGAACCAUUCCCGGAUCCAAACCCUUCCUGUACAACCAAACCUUAGACGUACACUUUAAAUCCAGAGUCAUGAGUAAAACCCAAACAUAGACUCAUACCUUUAUUAAAAAUUUCUCAUACUUCAAUUCAAACCUUAAAUGAUUAAUUAUGAUCAGUUAUAAUAAAAUUCAACUUUAACCUUAAAUAUAUCAAUUAUGAUCUUAAGUAGAUCAUGUAUUGAAUGCAUAUUGAGAAAAAUUAUAAUUGUGUUGAUUUGGCUAUCCGUCUCAUAUUAAGACCGUAUCGCCCAAGGCCAACUGUUAUUAAAAAAUUUUCUUAGUUUCGGUAAUUUUUUUUUUGGAAAAAAGGUUAUUAAAUUAAAAAUUUCCUUUUUUUAACACAAAUUCUUAUGAGAGACAAUCUAUAAUUGAGCCGGCACAUUAUAUAUUUUUAUAAAAUAUUAUAAGUAGGUAUUCAGAAUGAUGUAAGUAAACAUAUAAGAUAUUGAAAAUAGACAUUAAAAAUAUAAUAAGUAAACAUUAAGGAUAAUGUAAGUAGAGAUUUAAGAAUACGAUAUUAAUAAGAUUUAGCGGUUUUGUUAAAACUCUAAACCCCUAACUCAAAGUCCAAAUCCAAACUUAAUUAACUUUAUAAAGCCCUCCCGUUUCUCUUCUUCUCUCAAAAUUUCAUCUCUCGCCAGUCUCCUCCCCUCACCGGAGACCCGUCGUCACUCUUCACUUGGAGUUCUCUGUGACCUGUGAGCCUGUUACGCUGUUCGCAAAUCGCAAGGCCCCACUACUGCUGCUGCCGCCUGACUGCACCUGCUGCGGUGAAGACCACCCACGGCCACCGUGACCAACCCACCUUCAAUUCAGUUUCAG